GGACAGUUCCCGCCGCCGAACUUGCCAGGUGCGGGGAGGGCAGGUGGGGCGGCCCCGGAGCCGGCGGCGCGCGGGAGCCAUGGAGACCAUCUGGAUUUACCAGUUCCGCCUCAUCGUGAUCGGGGACUCCACCGUGGGCAAGUCGUGCCUCCUGCAUCGCUUCACCCAGGGGCGCUUUCCGGGGCUGCGCUCCCCCGCCUGCGACCCCACGGUCGGUGUGGACUUCUUUUCCCGCCUGCUGGAGAUCGAGCCGGGCAAGAGGAUCAAGCUGCAGCUCUGGGACACGGCGGGACAGGAGCGGUUCAGGUCAAUAACUCGAUCUUAUUACCGCAACUCUGUUGGAGGAUUUUUAGUAUUUGACAUUACUAACCGACGGUCUUUUGAACACGUGAAAGAUUGGCUAGAAGAAGCAAAAAUGCACGUGCAGCCAUUUCGGAUAGUGUUUCUGCUGGUCGGACAUAAAUGUGAUCUAGCUUCACAGCGUCAAGUCACAAGGGAAGAAGCUGAAAUACUGUCUGCAGACUGUGGUAUGAAGUAUAUAGAAACCUCAGCAAAAGAUGCCACAAAUGUUGAGGAAUCCUUCACCAUCUUGACAAAAGAGAUUUAUGAACUGAUUAAGAGGGGAGAAAUUUGUAUUCAGGAUGGCUGGGAAGGGGUUAAAAGUGGGUUUGUUCCUAACACUGUGCAUUCCUCUGAGGAAGCUGUAAAGCCCAGGAAAGAGUGCCUGUGCUGACCGCCUGCAGGCCAGAGGACUAAGGGGAGUAGAGGGGCUGUCAUUGCAGGAGAAAUGCCAACAUUCACAGCAAUGUUGCAAUGAAAGCACCCAGACGAGUAUAAGCACCCAAGAACACUUCUUUGGAAGGUGUUUGAUUCAGGGCGUUGUGCUGAUUUGUUCCACUACCAGUUUGGGUAGCUCACUAACUUCUCUGGCAAAGUUGACAACUUUUCCUUGAAACUGUGGUAGUUUCAUAAUUACCCCUGUUCUCACUUUGUUAGCAUCAGGCUGACCUUAAUGUCCAAAUAUGUCAAUAUUACUCACUUUCCUUGACAGUUUGGAAUGGAUUUUUUGUGCACUUUUGUUCAGAUUGGAAAGAUUUUUAUCAGGAAUUACCGUCUCUUGAGUGGAUUUAUGAAUAUUGAAUAGCAAGGUGGAUUUAAAAGUGCAUUGUUCACUUACAAAGUCAACAAAUCUCAGAGGUAUCACCUGGGACCCACAGAGUAGUUCCUUGUUUAAAGUUCCAAGUUUUUAACCAUUCCCUGAAAUACUUAUCCUCUCUUAAUUUUGCCUAAACAUAAGAAAAUCAAUUUUAUACUCAUUUUUGUUCUCUGAUUUCUUGCUCCUGAGAAUUUUGUUUUAUAAAAGAUAUCUAAGGAUCUAAGGAAAAUAUUUUAUCACAAAUAUUUAUAAAAAUUAAAAUGAAGGAGCACUAUCAGCAAAAGUUUUGAUGUUGUAGUAUACUAUCUUAUUGAAACAAGAAAAACAAAUGUAUUUAUAUACUAAUAUUUUCAGAGAGAGUUAAUGCAGUUUACCUUGAACUACUGUCUAAACUAUCAAUACAGGUAAAUACAGAAUGUUUUUAGUAGUAGCUUUUUUGUCUAAGUAAAUUUCCAAACCUUCCCAUUUCCAAUAUAAGAAAAGAUUUUUCUAGGCAAGGAAAUUGGUUAGAUGUUUGAUAUAUUAGCAUUCAAAUUGCUUUUUUAACCUCAUCAAUAAAAGUAAAGAUAGAAUAAUGGGUUAAAGCUCUAAGAUGAUUUUGUUUCCUGACUUUUAAUUUACUGAUUAAAUUCCCCUCCUAUAAGGGACAUUGUGAUCACUAUGUCAAAUAUUUUAUAAUGUACUUUUCUAUUCUGUUCUGGAAACCAUUUUUAAUCACAAAAUGGCACCAAAAGAAGCCGCCUUUUUGGGAAUCAAAACAUUUUUACUGUUUUACUAGCUCUAAGUUGCUUCAUAGGUUUGAAAAAUCAAAGUGGUGUAGUAGAGAGAAUAUUUAAUGAGAAUAUCAGAAAACCACACUUGUCUUUGCGGUACCAGUAUUGACACACCAGGAAGUUAUGACAUAAACAUCUCCAUGCUUCCCUUCUCUCACCUAUAAAAUUGUGUUUUAUGGAGUUAUUUUGAGAAUCAAAUGAAUCAUGUAAAAAAGCUUUGUACAUAGAAAAAGUGUUAUGCAAGUGUGAGUUUGAUACCAGCUGUUCUUGGGCAUACUGUUAUAACUGCAGUAGAUGAGAAUUUCCUUUGUUCAGCUUCUUUCCCUUAAUUCUCACACAGGGGGAGCAGAAGGAAGUACAUGUUUCCAUGGGCCUGGGGAAGUUCUCAAUUUGAUGCAUAACCUCUACCCCCUAACCUGGAAACAUAACUGCUCCAAAGUAGAAGUGAUAGGGAAGGCAUUCUCAGGAGAUUUAAUUCAAGCAAAAGUCAUGUUUGAAUGUGGCUUUUGUGCACCUUUGAAGUCUUAAUUUUUAAAUACUUGUGCAUUUUGUAGGUUUCUGUAAGUAUUUUUAAUUGUGCUUCUGGAGAGGUGAAUAUAAAUUAUAAUAGCACUAUAACAUUAUUGAAUACUUAUAUUGUCAAUAUUUUCUUAAUAUCCUUAGAUUCAUUUUAGUUGAGCAAGUUCAAACUAUAAUUUACCAGAUAAAAAAAUACCUGUCCCCCAAAAUGUGAAGUUGCCAAUUUUUACUGUUAUAAUUUUAAAUUUUAUAAUAUUCCAUCAGUCCAAAAAUGUUAUAAACCUAAACACUGAGUAGUUAAUCACUACUACUGUUUAAAGUGUAGUCACCAUUGCCUACUGGUAAACUUAAAUAGCAAAAAUGUAAAAUGUGAUUUAACUUUCAGGGGACGCCCUUUAUAAUACUAACAUUGGGAUAGAAUUAAUAUUAUUCAGGGUAAAGGUUCUGGUAUGUUUCAAGGUUUAGACCAGAUAAGGAACCAGAAGAAACAUAUGGGAAGGGGGGGUGGCCUCCCAAUAGUUUAUAUUAACCAAGGUCACACAGAGGCAGAAGCAAACCUAGAAGUCUGGUUCGUCUUACACUUUGGUUAGGGUUCCUUCCAUUACCACGCAAAGGGCAGAGUGUGUGUGUGUGUUUGUGUGUGUGUGUGUGUGUGUGUGUGUGUGUGUGUAGUGAAAGAAAAGGGAAAUGCAAAGUCACAAAAUACUAAAAUUGGGCAAAUCAUUUUGAUGUUAUAGAGUAGCUAUAUGUGGUAAAAAAAUAUUAAAUGAACAAUGACUACAGAUACCUGAAUUCUUAUAUAAGAUUGCCAAAUGUCUGUAAAACCUUAACCAGAUAUCUCUAUCAAAACUAUAUAUAUAAAAUAGCUGCCCUAUUUUCUUAGUACAUCUGAUAGAGAAUAUGGAUAAUAAUGCCAAAAUAGUAAAAAUAUGUGCUCCAGGCAAAACAGUUUGUUUCUUGGAAAU
Messenger RNA from Talpa occidentalis (Iberian mole), 3413 nucleotides. RefSeq names its product RAB39A, member RAS oncogene family (gene RAB39A). NCBI's taxonomy places the organism in Eukaryota, Metazoa, Chordata, Mammalia, Eulipotyphla, Talpidae. The record is from RefSeq and is a predicted model, not a curated record. Gene Ontology annotation, molecular function: GTPase activity; GTP binding. Gene Ontology annotation, cellular component: Golgi membrane. Gene Ontology annotation, biological process: Rab protein signal transduction. The transcript is spliced from 2 exons. The coding region runs from base 80 to 733 and encodes 217 amino acids.